This is a messenger RNA of Colletes gigas, 999 nucleotides long. RefSeq names its product male-enhanced antigen 1. The record is from RefSeq and is a predicted model, not a curated record. Gene Ontology annotation, biological process: spermatogenesis. Bases 279 to 758 code for a protein of 159 amino acids. The transcript has 4 exons. Lineage: Eukaryota; Metazoa; Arthropoda; Insecta; Hymenoptera; Colletidae.
GGUUACAGGAAGUUCGAAAUCAGCUGUGAGCUGUCAAAUUUCUCUAUUGCGAUUAAUUUUUUGUCAUUUAUAGUUAAUUUGAUUAGCAAUAUUUUAAGAGAAAUAUUAGUCGUAUAAUCAGAAUUCCAUUUCUGUUAUACGAAACACGUUUUACGAGUUUUAAUACGAGAAAUAUUGUCAUAUACAAAAAUUAGGUUAAAAAUUUCCGACUGUGACAGAAUAGGUGAAUGUAUGUUUAGGGCGAAAGUAAGAAGUAUAGUAAACAUAAGUAAUGCACAAUGUCUCCGGAUCCAACGCAACAACCUAUAGAGGAAACUUUAAAUGCACCAAAUUUACAAAUUGAUGUUAGAGGAAUGAAUGAAUCAGACAGUGAGGAUGAUGAUGCAGGAAUGGCUGGAUACAUACCUUUAUCUCAAGUACCUACAGAUAGUGAUCCAAUGUUGUAUGAAGAUGAAGAUGAUGAAUGGGUAUCUAAUGCAGGUGAAUCUAGUCAAACAUUGUCACUCUCGUCACUAGAACCACAACAAGAUUGUAUGUCAGAAACAAUUGAAGUUUGGUCAUCCCCUCGUAAUCGAUCAAAUAUUGAUAUGGAUGCAGACAAAAUCAAUCAAGUAAAAUCCAUGAUGGCAACUUUCACGUUACCUACAGCAGCAAUUCCAGAAUGGGCAAAUACUAUAUCUGAAGAUGAAUGGAAAGAACAACUUAUUGGGCGUAUUAAAGAAAUACAAAAUAGGGAAAAUUAUAUACCUCAGAGGUAGUUCCUGAUGUUGUGCACCAAAUGUAAAUCAUGUAACCCGGAAUACAUAACAUUGACGAAAGACCAGACAGCCAUCCUAAUACAUGACUCCACCAUGGAUACUCGUAUGUAAGGUAUUUCACAGGGACAAACUUAAUUAUGUUGAAUGUGAAGACGCCCUAAUUUCAAAUUUCAUUUUUAUUACUUAUUGUUUUAGUCAAUAUUUUAUAACAUCAGAAAUAGUAGCUAGAAGUUAUAUAGAA